GCAGCAGGAGCAGGAGCAGCAGAAGGGCCUAGCCAGCUAGGCGCGGCCUCGUCCCGCAACAGGACUCGGGCGUGGUAGGCAGGUGCGAAUUUAGCUUUCGUGGACCUACCCUGUCCCCGAGCGGAUCUCCUUUAGACGCACGCUAUAUAAGCUGUCCCUGUUGGGAGGAGGAGGCCCCUGCUGCAGCUCUCAGCACAAGCUACGCAGAAUGCGACAAGCCCAGCCAGCCUUCGAUCCUGAGGGGCUGGCUGGGCUGGGCUGUGUUGUGGCUCGAGGGGGAACGAGAACGGUUUUUGUUAGUUAGACCGCAGCUAAACUGAAAUGCUCGGAGUUGAAAUGGGGCCCCGAGUCAACUCGGACAUGGAUUGCCUCGAGACUCGAAGCCUUUUCUUCGUGGCCCUCGUCCCCCUCCUCGCACAUCCUCGUCGCCUCGUCUUGCCUUCCCUCGUCUUGCCAGCCCGCUCGCCCGCUCGAUCGUUCUCGCCCGUCGCUUGCUGGAGCGGGGAGGAGAUCGGGAGGAAGGACUACUCGAGGGGCAGAGGAAGAGGUCGAUUUGGGGGAGGAUGGCUCGUAAGGACUCGAAUCCUCAGAGGCGAUGGUCGUUGUCGACGCCGACGUCGCCUCUGUCCAGAGAGGACUCGCAGGUCGGCUACCCGGGCGCUAGCUCGCGAUUGGCACCUUACCAUCACCCUCACUCCCACGCGCACCCGCACCCGCACCCGGGAUCGUUCUACUCCGCGAGCCCCACUCUGAGGCCGGUGGCCUGCAGGAAGAUACGGAACGACAUCAGCGCCGAGGAGAAGCAGGAAAUUUGCAUGGCCUUUGAGCUUUUUGAUUCCCGUAAGAUCGGAAAACACAAUCUCCGCGACCUCAAGGUAGCCAUGAGAGCUCUGGAUUUCCCGGUUAAGAAAGCCGACUGUCGCAAGUUGAUGGAGAAGUACUGCAAAGAUGGAUCGGAUGAGGUUGAUAAGGAUGAGUUCAUGGAGAUUCUUACAGCUAAGUACCAAGAAAAGGAUCCGGAUGAGGAUCUAGCAAAAGCAUUCCGCUUUUUCGAUGAAGACAAUACUGGAAAGAUCUCGCUCAAAAACCUGAGGAAGAUCGCUCGAGACUUGGGGGAGCACAUCACGGAUGAUGAGCUUGCCGCCAUGAUAGAUGAAUUUGACAAAGAUGGCGAUGGCGAAAUCAGCGAGACCGAGUUCCUAGGAAUCAUGAAGAGAGACGAUGCCGACAGUUGAUCUAUCGAUCAGGUUGCAAGCUGACAUGACAGGUGAUGGCUCUGCAUGUGGACAGGGGGGCUGGCUGGCUAUCUGGCUAUCUGGCUGGCUUCUCGACGAAAUUGACCCGACAGGACAAAAUUGAAAGACGAACUGAAUCGGUUCAGGUUCGUGGACAUUCAAACCGAGUCCAUUGACCGUGUACCCGGAUCAUUCACUGAGUGACUCACAACUGGAUCCGAGUGUUGAGAUCCCGCCAGGCGAGUUUCGGAAGCUUGUACUUGGACGAGUUGUACAGAUUGAUCGGUCUCGGUCCGUGGUGCGUUGAAUCAACUCCAAGGCUUUGGCUCAUGAUGGUGAUAUGAUGAUGAGUGGUACAUGAGGCCGGUCUACUCUUCAGUGCAGUCCUUGACUUUGUUCGAGGUCUGAAGAGCCUGCAGAAUAAAGCGGAGACCAGGAAGCAGCGUCCGACGGGAACCUCGACGGUCCACGAAAGGGACUGGACUGUACAAGAACCUCCUGCUGCUGUUGCUGCUGCUGCUGCUGCUCUUGUCAUUGUGUCGUGCGGAGACCGCUUGCUCUCCCUCUGACUCGCACUCUCUCUUUCACUCCAUCUCUCUCCCACUCUCGACAAACUUACGCAGUCGGACGCCGCCAUAUCAACCUCGAUGUUCAUGACCGCAUCUUUUGAGAAUCUGUUAUGCUUCAUUUGAUUCGACGACGGUUUCUGCCCAUGGCACAUUAGGUCCGAGUCUAAUGAUACCAAAUUAGUCUCAACGAGAUUAGGCUUUAAUACUGAUCUCCAGUGUUAAUUAUUUUGUUCCCGAAGUGCUGUAAAAGCCUUUGCUUCGCAGCUGCUGGCUGGGGCGGCGGUGGACCGUCGAGCGGCGAGCUCGUGUUGUAGUCUUCGAUGUCCGCAUGCCUCGAGCAUGGGACGGGGUUUGAAUGUAAAGUCAUCAUCUGAAUAAGCUUUUCCGAACGCGUCGCUUUUAAUGUUCAAUGUUUCCAGUUGUGCAAAAGUAUUCGGCGGAUGCCUCCCUCGGCUAUUAUCUUUUGGCCUCAGCCCGAGGAGGACGAUGCAUGCCCGCUCGGUCGCUGCUCCCGAGAGUAAACGCAUCUCGUGAAGACCUACGCAGCGUCUCGUCGCAUCGUCGCAAUUAAUCGUCGAUCGGCGUGUUCGAUAUUUCCUCUUCGAUCCGGCGCAACGCUGAACUGUUCGGAUGUAUCCAGCAGUGUCCGUUUCGGUGCCCCUUAUGAAG
Marchantia polymorpha subsp. ruderalis is the source of this 2473-nucleotide messenger RNA. The record is from the annotation of a GenBank genome assembly. NCBI's taxonomy places the organism in Eukaryota, Viridiplantae, Streptophyta, Marchantiopsida, Marchantiales, Marchantiaceae.